UUAUUAUUUCUUGUGUAGUGUUUUAAGUGCUUUCUAUUUUUAGACCAUGUGCCUUAUCUUUUCCUUUUAACUCACUUGACUACAAGAGGGCCCCGCACAGGAGUUCCUAUGUGCCUGGACUGUCUCUCUGUGCACAAAUGGCAAAUAAAAAUCUUGAAACUUGAAUCUUGUAAAAACCCCUACAGCUGUGUCUAACUUAUGCUUGUUGGGUUAUUUCUUACUUUUUCACAUCUGAAGCCAGAACAUGUGGUACUUAGUUAGUCAAUUAGACAAUCACAACUUCAGAAUCAGUCUGAACCUUUUAUGCCUUUCAGUGUUUUAUAUUUUUGUGUAUUGAUUAUCAUUGAGUUUUAGAUGGUUAGUUGAACAGAUUUCACUACUUCUUCCAUUUCUACAGACCAAAUGAUUAUUCAGUUAACCAAUAAUAUAAUCAGCAUAUUAAGUGAUGAAGAAAAACCUUCUGGCCUUGACUUUGUGCAGAGGAUGCUCAGGAUGAAAGUGCAGCCUCAGUUGACCCUGGCAUGCUUGCAGAUCAGUGCUCCAAUUCCCUGCCAACCUCUGGGUAAUGAACAACACCUGAUGCAACAACACUGUCCAGUUUUAAUCCUGACAAAUUGCCUCCAUGGGUACCGGAGAUUCUCUUUCUAAAGCCCUUUAUCUGCCUCGCCUGCCCAUUCACCGGGCAUACAGAAGCUCAGAGAUUCAUUCUCCCCUCUAUAUCCUCCCCAACAGGCCCCAUUAUCUUAAGUGAGCGUCAAUAGGAUUCUGAGAGGCGCACUCUUUUACUUCUUCAUGUACAAAUGAGCUAUGGGAGUCAUUUCAGAGAUGCACUGUCUGUGUAUAUGCGUUCUGACUUGUAACCCAGCUCGGGUAAGCACUGAUAAAUAACUGGCCUCUGUAAUCUGCUGCAGAUAAAAGUGUGUGUGUGUGUGUGUCAGUGCUGCAGGGUUUUGAUGUUGGAGCUUCUGUUGUCAUCGCUCAUGUUGUUACCGGCAUCACAGGGUCCCACUCAGCUGUCAGGCACAGCAACGCCACGCUCCCUGUGAGUUUCCCAGCCAGGGAUGAGACAUGUAGGAAUAUCAAAGCCUAUUUAUUUGGCAACAUCUGGGGACAUUUUCUGAAGGAUGCCUGGGAGACAAACUGUUGAAGACUGUCCUUAAAGUGGGAAUUAACAAGCCAAUGUUACUCAAAAAAAAAACAAAUUUUCAGCAUCCAUUCAAAGCAUCCUGGUGUUUUUCCACUUCAGUUUCCUCUCGAGCUGUUUGUGCAGAACUGAAAACAUGCGGUGAGAAUUGUUUCUCACCUACAACUCCUUGUCAUUGGUCCGAACCUCGUUUUCAUUGACUUAAAUGGCUGAUACCAAAAGAGAUUCUUAUAUCUCAAUGAGUGACUUGCAUUCUGGGAGCAGUUUGGGCUUCAGUGUUUUGCUCAAGGACACUUUGACAGUGAGGACUUGGGAUGUCUAAUGUUAAUGUCUAACCUGCUUUACCAACUGAGCUACAACUCCUACAGAGAACUGUUAAUUGUAAUUCACUAAUGCAGAAUAUUUUUUUUGUCUUGAUUUACAUUAUGAGUAGUUAAGAAUUCACCAAAUUUGUACCUCACAAGCCUCGAUUUGAGCAUAUCUAAGCAAAUCAUUUUGCUUUAUGGCAAUAGUGGGAUUUUAUGGGAAAACUGUGAGUUAAAUUAAGAAUUAGCAUUGUUAACCCCUAAAUCUGAACAACACCUCAGGGUUCUUUCCACUUCCAGAUUAUGGCCCGUGAUAUAGUGCUCACUGCAACAUUCAGCGGUUUAGAAAGCCUUGUGUAACCAAUGCCAUCAGUAUGUUUUGCAACAAUAAGGUUGCAAAGGUCUUGAGAGAGCUCUUUGCUUUUUGCCCAUCAUGAGAUGUUUCUUGUGUGACACCUUGGUAAUGAGACACCAUUUUAUGGGCCAUCAGUUGGGACUGAACCAGCUGAUAUUAAUUUGCAUUGACAAGGGGCAGGAUUGCUUUCUAAUUACUGACAGUCUUCAGCUGGUGUCUUGGCUUUCCAUGCCUUUUUGCACCUCCCUUUCUUUGUGUGUUCAAUACCUUUUCCCUGUGUCAUUUCACGUUAUUAAACAUAACUUAAUUUAUGGACAUCUACGGUAUGAUUUCUUUGCAUGUGUGGAUUGCAUGGGCUCUUACCGACAUCUGGUGAAAAUUUCUAGCUCCUAGUAGCCCCUUUAGAAACAUAUUUACUGAGAAAAAUGGUGAUGUGUUCAAUACUUAUUUUACCUGCUGUAGCUGUAUUGCUGGCAAUAAAGCUGUGCUCAUGCUUGUGCUCCGUGCUUGUUUCAGAUUCACAAAUGAUGAUUUGCUCUUUUUUUUUUCUGUUAAAAAAAAAUCUUACAUUGAAUGACUUUGUGUUUUGCACCGUUGAUCAGUCAGAACUUUGAAGCGCAGACAAACAGCAGACAAACAGAUCAAGAUAUUUUGGACUUCUUGGCUGAACUGUUUAUUGAUUAGUUGAGUGUUAUUAUGAAUAGACUAAAUUGCAUUCAGACAAUUUACUCAUUGAAAAUUGGGAUGUGAUUACAUUUAGUAGGUUCACAAGUGCAAGUACACAGUUUGAUGAAUUUGGGCUAUUGUUCAACACCCAUCCAUCCAAUAAUUUACUCUCAGCCAAACAUUGUUGGACUGAGAAAUCAGCCAUCUGACUUUCAUUCACUAUUUAGCUUAAAAAUGGACCUUCAUUCACUAGUUUUCCAUCCUGUGUUGAUCCUAACAGAACAGGCUCAUUAAGAUUCCUCCGUCUCCCACUGGGCAGGUGGCAGUACAGUGACUGAGGUUGUAGAAAUGUAAAUUGGCGCGAGGCUGCCAGCCAGCACAGAGAGUAUCAGUAUGUGGUCCAUCCUGAUGGAUUUGUCUCAGUCUGUCAGAGGAAGACCUGACCCGUGAUUCGGCAGCUACUUGCCAAUCAGUGUAUUGACCCAUUUGUGUUUUUGCCAGCCGGAGGUGUCCAUGCUCCCAUCAGUCUCUGUGAAAUAUUACUUUCCUUAGCUGAGUAUCAAACAUGUCUUCAGCCUUGGUGCUGUCUGUCUCACUAAUAGAAAUGAGCACAGAGAGAGGCAAGAGAGGGAGGGUGUGAAAAUAGCAAAGUAGCAAAAUGGAAGACAUCACAGCCAUUUUUCAACCUCAGAACUGUAGUAGCAGGUGGCCCGGCAGCCGGCAACCUCACUCUUUGGCUCUGGAGAGAACAUAGAGAAUUACAGGCUUUUAUCGUCAGUCCCUCAUUUUCUCCUUUCUGAUAUAUAUGUAUGUAUGUAUAAAAUGCUUCUUUUUCUCCUCCCAGGAACACUACAGCUGUUACUUAAUGAUUUUUGCUAUUUAUACUACUGUUUCCACAUGUUUUCCUUGUUUUUAGGAUUUCAAUUUGCACUUUAAAUAGGGGGAUUAAGUAGGCUUAAUUGGUUUGUACUCGAAGGAUUUGGGAUUAUCAUAAAAAAGUAUUUCAUUUCAUUGCUUGAAAGAUGAAAUUAAUAGGAAAAAGAAAGCUUUCUUAAAAAGGACACUGAAACUGGGACUUUCUGCAGUUCUAUGAUACAGAGAUAAGGAGGAUUAACCCUGAAAUGUCUACAGUCCUCUGACUGCUAAGAGGCACCAUUGAUUAAUAAUUAUGUUUCAGUCUAUGGAGCAAUGUCAAUGAUAAUUAGGGAUAAAAAAAUAAUGUGAUUCUCUCUUGAACAAAUCAACAUCAAUAUCCAAAACUUCUACAGUCUGCAAUCAGGGAGACAUGAUGUCUGAACAAGGUUAGCAGUUGAUCAUGAUAACCCUAACCCUAACCCUGACUCGCAAUCUCUGUUCCAGUUCAUCCCAAAGCUGUUUGAUGGGGUUGAGAUGAAUGACCAUGUUGACACCAAAGAGCUGUGACAUUAUUGUGAAGUCGUGGAUGGUGGAGAAGCAUCAAGCAUCAGAGCCACUUGUGCUUUCUUAGCUUCACUUGGAGUUGUGCAACCUUUCUGCAAGACCAGUUUGACUUACUGUCUCUAAAAGAAUAUAUUAUGUCAUCGGCCUGUGAAUAUAAUAAGGGACCACCAUCCACCUUAACAAUGGAGACUAUUUCCCAAGAUUCAAUUCUGGAGUGCCAGAUCUGCUUUAACUACUACAGCCCCCGCCGGCGGCCCAAGCUCCUGGAUUGCCGGCACACGUGCUGCUCGGUGUGUUUGACCCAGAUGCGCAGCAGCCAAAAGGAGAUUCGUUGUCCUUGGUGCCGUGGUGUCACCAAGCUCCCGCCAGGCCUGUCCAUCUCUCAGCUCCCAGAUGACCCCGACAUCAUCACUGUUAUCGCCAUCCCUCAUGCAUCUGAGCACACGCCUGUCUUCAUUCGCCUCCCCAGCAAUGGCUGCUACAUGCUGCCGCUGCCCAUCGCCAAGGAGCGGGCACUCGGCCUCCCAGGCGAGCUGGGAUGUCGCUUUCUGCCUGGCAGCCAGCAGAAGGGGCUGACAGUGGUGACCGUGCCCGAGCAGCAGCCUCUGGGCCUGGGUAUGUCUCUGGAGGGUGUUGGGGUGGGGCUGGAGGGAGGUGAGGGCGAGAGGAGAGUUAAUGGCCCAGUGGGAGGAGGAGGAAAGGGGUCUACAUGGUCUGGUGUUUGCACAGUGAUCCUUGUGGCAUGCGUGCUGCUCUUCCUCCUGGGUAUCGUGCUACACAACAUGUCCUGCAUCUCCAAACGCUUCACAGUCAUCUCCUGUGGCUGAGGGUGGGGAGAGGUUGCUUGGACUGCCGCAGACCCCCUCCUGGAUUCCCCCACAAGCCCUGCCUCUCCUCGGGGCAGGACUCUGCUGAGGAGAGGGGACCAAACUCACAUCAUGGACAUCUGAGGAAACUAAAGAGUAAGCAGAGAGAAACAGAUGAAGAAGAAGAGGACGUGGAGGAGAUCCACAAAUGGUCUGCCAUUGUGACCCCCCUUUUUUAUUUGGUAGAUAAAAUGGAAAUAGAGAUACAAACUUUGACUUUUGCCAGCUCUAAAAAUCCUACCAUUUCCCUGUCUGUCCAUUUUCUCUGAAAGAAUGCUUUAGGAGUCACUCCAAAAAUGUUUUUGGCUAGCUGAUAUGUUUUUGGCCCACUAACAUAUUUCUUGGCUAAGGGCCGAUUUGACACUCACAGCCGUCGGACGGUCUGUUUAGUCUGUGGUUUGUACAAGUACAUCAGUUAUUAUAGUGUUGUUUAGCUGAGUGACCGUUCCAAGUGCAGUGUCUCCAGCUGGUGCUGCAGCACAAAGAUUUGGGACUUGGCUACUCUCUGUUCUCUGAUGCUGCAGGAAUUAACUGUGCAGGAUCCACAUCUAGCCCUCUUCGAAUCAUCUAGGAAACAGCUUUCAUUUUCUACUUUUUUUUCUUUCAGGCAACCUGUUCCUGUUCAUAACAAACUGUUGCUGUGAUGGCUUGUUGUCAAAGAACACAAAGCAUGGGUUGUAUUGUUCAUUCAUGCCACCAUAUUACAAGCCUAAACUAAAAAUAUGGCUACCGUUGAUUUGUUUAUAAAAGUAUGAAUUAGUAGAAUUAGUAAAUUCUGAGAUUUUAUUUUCAAUGAGGAGGUCUUUACCAAGCAAUUAAUCGUUUUACUAGUUGCUGUCCUAUUUUGAAUAUGGUGGGAGACUUUGUGGAGCCUUUUGGAGGGAUGCUAGCUGUCAAAUAAUACACAGUCUGAUAAACAAAGAAAAGUCUCAAAAUAAUGUAUUUACAGACGGGUGACAGAAUAAAAAAUUAAAAGAAAUUGUUCGAUAUUUUGAGAAAUGCAUUUAUUUGCAUGUUGUCCAAGAGUUAAAUCAAUUCCACUUUCAUAUCUACGUAUUAGUGUGGUGUAGAAAGGAAGCAAUUAAUUUGGCAAAGCCUAAACUGGAAGCAGCAAAUUUGUUAACAUGUUUUAUCAUUUUGUUUGUUUAAUCUGUAUGCAAACAAACAUGUAAUGUUGUUCUAGGUUCUACAUGCUAUGUGAGUUACAACUCCCCAGAAAAUGACAACAUCACAUUUACAUUGUUUUUUUUUUCUUUUUGCAACCUAAGCUAGCUGUUUCCCCAUCUUUCAAUGCGGUUUUACAGGGAGUUAUGUUGCUAUGUGAGUUAUCAUGGCACUAACUCCCCAUGAAACUGCAGCCUGAUGUUUUCACAUUGCUGAUUGCUAAAAAUUUAUACGAACAAAAUAAAACAUGUUACACUGAGCUUUAGAGGUGGUGGUAUAUUUUUUGAACUUUGAAAAGAGCCAGUUAAUCUAUUUCUUACUGCUUCCAGUCCUUUUGGCUCUGGCUCUAUAUUUGAGGCUGGAAUCAGUCUCUUAUCUCUUGGCAAGGAGGUGAAUAAAUGCAAUGUCAAACAAUUUCUUUAAAUAAACAAAAACAAUGAAAAAUUGGAAAUUUAAGUCAACAUUUUUGUUUUUAGUUGUUCUUCUUUGUUUCUUUUUUGCUGUGUAUUCACUUUUAUGUUUUCCCACGGAUGCCUAAGGUGUUAUCUCUCAUUGAUUAGUUAACUGUUCUUCUACUUUUCACCCUGACCUGCAGACCACUAUUGUCUUCUAAAGACACACCCUCCAGCUUUGACCAGGCCCUCACCAGCAGCCCACACAUUGUCAACCCCCUUCAUCUUAAUACCUACCUUAAUUUAGAAAACUGGGGGAUAUGGGAUCAACAGUGGGAUGGUAUAUGUUAAUGUAUGUGAGUAAUGGGUCAGUAACAGGUCAGGAGUGGGCGGGCACUGCAGGGUUCUAGUUAAUGACAACUAUAUCGAUUUAUCUCCUUUUGAAUAGCUCUCGCAUCCGCAGAGAUGGAUGUUUCUCUUUUCUUUUCACUUUCACUUUCAGGCAAGCAAUUUGUCCAUUUACUGUAUUGUUAAAGCAGUGGAGUGUACAGUAUACACAAACAGGGUAAACUCUUUCAUAUAGCAGCCUCAACAUGUACAGAAUGAUUGUAAUUUUCUUGUUUUUUUUCUGAAAACUUUUUUUUGCUUAUGUUUUACUUGGUUUGUUCAAAGAGUCUGAUUUGAGAUGAGAGCUCGCUGCGUUUGUUGUUAAAGAAACAAGCAAGUUAUUCAGUACACUUCAGGGCAGGGCAUGUUCAUGUUCAUGACACAACAGUGAAAAGUAAGUUUUGGCAUUUAGUAUAUGAAUUGUACCACAAUGUUAUAUAUAAAUACAUAUAUCCACUUGUUCACUUCAAAAUAAUUCUUAGACUUCUUUUACACAUCUGAACUAUGGAUAAUCCAAAAUGGAAUAUUUCCCUUACGAAUUACAAGACUACCAGAAUGAUUUUCCCACCUUAAAUCAAAAUCUGAUGAUUUCAACACUUUUUACCAGUCUCUACUCAACUCAACUUUUUUUAAAAAAAAAUGAAAUUGUCUUUUCAUUUUGAUUUUAGUUCAACUGCAGUGUGUUUAAUUUAAAUUAUUUGAUUUUGCAUCUCAUAACAGCAUGAUUUCACCACCUUUCAUCAAAGCAAAGCCUCAAGAUUUCUUGACUCUUGAACAGAAAAAUACAUUUGGACAUUUAAAUUAGACUAAUUAGAUUUAAUCAUUAGACUGAUUAAAUCUAAAUAGCCAUUUUGCCGCUCAAGGAUUUGUUGUGAAAAUGCCCAGACUGCAAUAGAGGGUGAAAGUGAUAAAUGUAGACAAUUUCACCUGAACUGGUUGCUGCUGGUUGGAGCUCCUGCUGUUCCUAUUAGACUAUACUGAAAGCCCUUUUGAGGUUUGGUGUUCCUUAGCUGAAAGUAAAUAUAUAAAAUAUAGCUCCAAGCACUCUGCACUAAAAAAACAAACAAACAAAAAAAACACAAUAUAUAUUUAGAGACUAAUUAAAUAUUCUUUUGCAAGCCUUACUUAAUUCAAAACAAGAAAGAAAAGGAAUUUUGUGAAAAUAAGAGUAAAUUGUAGCAUAAAUAACUAAAUUGUAGAUUUCUUGCUGCAAACACACAUCAGUGUUAACAGCACUAACAUGCUCUUGGUAAUUAUCCACACACUGGGUUCACUCCACUCAUGAUAAAUGAACCUGUCUUUAGUCCUUUCCCUCUGCCAAUCCAUCAUGAACGAGGCACUGCAUGCGACGGGGGAAUGUGGGGAAGUGCAGAAACACAUGCACUACGUUUCAUAUUUUUCACCCUUAAAGUGUCUGCACAGUGCUGAUAUAUGAGAUUAUUGAUUUGAAGGUGGUGAAAUCCCAUCAUUAUUAGGAAACAAACACCGUAAAAUGCUGUCAUGCAAAAAAACCAAGGAUAUACACAAGGUUAUACAGAUAUACGCCUGCCGAUUUUGGUUAUUGCUUUUCAUAUUUUUCUCUGUUAAAUGUAGCAUUUUCCAACAAAGGAUUGCUAUUAAGAAGAAUAUCCUUAACGUUCUGAUCUUUCAUGAAAAGGGUCUGUUCCUGUUCAUCAUUUCAGUCAUAUUUGCCUGUGAUUGACUAGAGAAGUGUAGAAAGGAGGCUUGUUAUUUCUGUGCCUGUGUGUUUGUAAAAUGCAGUGAAGUUCCUGUCGUAGUUUCCUGUUUGUGUCAGGUCGACGAUGACUGGUUACACAAGCAGCAGCUGUUUUUGGUGAACUAUUAAAGCAAAUGCUCUGAAUCUGAA
Messenger RNA from Scatophagus argus, 8565 nucleotides. It is a transcript of the gene rnf152, whose product is annotated as ring finger protein 152. Gene Ontology annotation, molecular function: ubiquitin protein ligase activity. Bases 4024 to 4716 code for a protein of 230 amino acids. Gene Ontology annotation, biological process: apoptotic process; negative regulation of TORC1 signaling; positive regulation of autophagy. Gene Ontology annotation, cellular component: lysosome. The transcript has 2 exons. Lineage: Eukaryota; Metazoa; Chordata; Actinopteri; Scatophagidae. The record is from RefSeq and is a predicted model, not a curated record.